AUGAAGGGAGGAGAAAAACAAAGUGGAAAAGUGGACAAAUUGAAGCCAAUAUUAGCGAUCAUAUCUCUCCAAUUCGGAUAUGCAGGCAUGUACAUCAUUACUAUGGUCUCCUUCAAGCAUGGCAUGAACCAUUGGAUCCUUGCUACCUACCGUCAUGUCGUAGCCACCAUUGUCAUCGCUCCUUUUGCUCUCAUUCUCGAGAGGAAAAUAAGGCCUAAGAUGACAUGGCCAUUGUUCCUUAGGAUUCUUGCCCUCGGAUUCCUAGAGCCACUUUUGGACCAGAACUUGUACUACAUAGGAAUGAAAGCCACGUCAGCAACGUACAGUUCUGCAUUUGUAAAUGCACUUCCCGCCAUAACUUUCAUAAUGGCCGUCAUUUUCAGGUUGGAAACUGUAAACUUGAACAAGAUACGUAGUCUUGCAAAGGUGGUCGGAACAGCAAUAACAGUGGGAGGAGCGAUGGUUAUGACGUUGUACAAAGGUCCAGCCAUUACGCUCAUCAAGGCUGCCCAUACCUCUUUUAGCGGCGGCAGCUCCUCCGAGACCGCCGACCAGCACUGGGUCACCGGAACCCUAGCGAUUAUGGGUAGUAUCACAAGUUGGGCAGGUUUCUUCAUUUUACAAUCAUUCACGUUGAAAAAAUAUCCGGCGGAGCUGUCACUAGUGAUGUGGAUUUGCGGGAUGGGAACCAUCUUAAACGCCAGUGCUUCGGUCGUGAUGGUACGUGACUUGAGCGCUUGGAAAAUCGGCAUGGACUCAGGCACACUCGCGGCUGUUUACUCCGGAGUGGUCUGUUCGGGGAUGGCAUAUUACAUACAAAGCAUUGUGAUUAGAGAACGAGGACCGGUGUUUACGACGUCGUUUAGUCCUAUGUGCAUGAUCAUUACUGCCUUCUUGGGAGCAUUAGUUUUGGCUGAAAAGAUCCACCUCGGAAGUAUAAUCGGGGCGAUUUUCAUCGUCUUUGGGCUAUACAGCGUCGUGUGGGGGAAGGCUAAGGACGAAGUGAUCUCGACCGAGGAAAAAAUAGUAAUACAGGAGCUGCCAAUCACCAAUGUAUUGAAACAAAAUGCACCAGAUAAAGGUGUGACUAACAGUACCUGA
Messenger RNA from Arabis nemorensis, 1101 nucleotides. NCBI's taxonomy places the organism in Eukaryota, Viridiplantae, Streptophyta, Magnoliopsida, Brassicales, Brassicaceae. The record is from the annotation of a GenBank genome assembly.